This is a messenger RNA of Triticum aestivum (bread wheat), 801 nucleotides long. RefSeq lists its product as uncharacterized. NCBI's taxonomy places the organism in Eukaryota, Viridiplantae, Streptophyta, Magnoliopsida, Poales, Poaceae. The record is from RefSeq and is a predicted model, not a curated record. The coding region runs from base 49 to 801 and encodes 250 amino acids. The transcript is spliced from 2 exons.
CCUCCGUCCUCCCACCAACUUCCGGGAGGUAGGCGAGCACCCAUCCCCAUGGCGAGUCUCCUUUCCUCCUCCGUGCUCCUGCCCGUCGGCCACCCCACCUCCCGCUGCAGCGCCAAGGUCUGGGGCCUCCUCUCCUUGGCCGCGCCGGAGGACACCAAGGUCUGCGGCCUCCUCCCGGUCCCGGCGACCUCACGCGGGAGCGCUCACGUGGUGCUCGCGGUGCCGGAGGGCGCCACGGGCGGCUUCCUCUCCUUGGAGGCGCCGGAGGACACCAAUGUCUGGGGCCUCCUCCCGGCCAACGCCACCAAGGCCACGCGCGGGAACGGCAUCGUCGCGCUCGCGGUGCCGGAGGGCGCUUCGGGCGGCUGGGGCCUCCUCCCGGCCAACGCCACCAAGACCUCGCGGCGCGUCCUGGCGCUCGCGGUGCCGCCGGGCAACGCAACCAAGACCACCCGAGGGAACGGCGUCGUGGCGUUCGCGUGGCCGAAGGAGGGCGCCAACCGCUGGAGCGGCUGGGGACCCCUUCCGGAGGGCGCGCCGGCGGAAGAUGUCAAGGCCUUCUACGCUCAGGAUUUCAUCAAUCGUGUUGACAAGAUUGGCACCAUCAAUAGUUACGCCCUUUUUGGGCACGCCGACAUCCUGGAGGUUGCGGCGGAAGCCGCCGGGAGGUGCAUCCAGGUGGUUGACCUACUUCAACCAGUGCUGGUGGAUGAGUUCGCGAGCCGCCCUCCAACCCUGAGCGUUGGCCUGCUCGAACAUUGCCGGAUCGUCUUGUCCGAGUGUGAGCAGGGCCGGUCCUGA